AGCUGCUGAGCGCCGGCCCCACCGAGCCCUGGUCCAUCCGCGAGAAGCUCUGCCUGGCCUCGUCCGUCAUGCGCAGCGGCGACCAGAACUGGGUCUCAGUCAGCAGAGCGAUCAAACCUUUUGCAGAGCCAGGACGCCCACCUGACUGGUUUUCCCAGAAGCACUGUGCCUCUCAGUAUUCAGAGCUCUUGGAGACUACGGAGACCCCUAAGAGAAAACGUGGUGAGAAGGGAGAAGUUGUGGAAACCGUGGAGGAUGUUAUUGUGCGGAAACUGACUGCAGAACGAGUUGAGGAGUUGAAGAAAAUGAUUAAAGAAACACAGGAGAAAUACAGGCAACUCAAGAAGGAUGCAGAGCUGAUCCAGGCCGGACACAUGGAUAACAGACUGGAGGAGCUGUGCAAUGAGAUUAUGAUAAAGAAAAAACUGGAAGAGGAGGAAGCGGAAGUCAAGAGGAAGGCUACAGAUGCUGCUUAUCAGGCUCGUCAAGCCAUUAAGAAUCCACCACGACGAUUAACAGGUGUGAUGGUUCGCUCCCCUGCAGGCUCAACCUCCCCAGGGGGAGAAUAUGCUCUGGGAGAUCUGUCUCAGCCUGCUGUGGACGAGGCCAGUCCAGGGGUCACUCCUGGAACAUUGCCCAGCACCCCGGUUGCCUCCUUUAUUGGAAUCCCUGACACCCCUCCAGGUUCUGCUCCCCUGGAUGCCCCCAUGACCCCAGUCACUGAUGAGUCACCCCAGAAAAAGAUGCUAGGACAAAAAGCAACUCCGCCUCCUUCCCCUCUGCUCUCAGAGCUGCUGAAGAAGGGCAGUCUCCUGCCCACAAGCCCCAGGCUGGUCGGUGAAAACGAAGUGACAGUGGCUUCUGGUCACAUCAACAGUUCGGGAGUGCUGCUGGAGGUAGGAAGCGUCCUUCCAGUGCUGCACAGUGGGGAAAUGCAGUCGGCACCUGGUGCUGUCCCUGCAUCUCCUGCUGCUUCAGAGCCUGUGUCCCAGGCAACCAUUGUCAUGAUGCCCACGCUGUCAGCACCAGCCGUUGUGCCACCAGCUGCAGCUCCAGAAAGCGUAGCCACAGUGAGCCAGCCAGAAGCCUGUGUUUCUUUGGAGGCAGUGUCUGAUGCCCAUACCGUGACUGUGUCCAUGGACAGCAGUGAAAUAUCCAUGAUCAUUGAUUCCAUCAAGAAAGAGUGCCUGGGUUCUGGGGCUGGCAGCACUGCAGAGUCUUCCAAAGAUCACUGCAUGGAUGGGAAGGAAGACCUGGAUUUGGCUGAGAAAAUGGAUAUUGCAGUGUCCUAUACAGGGGAAGAGCUGGACUUCGAUACUGUUGGAAAUAUUAUAGCCAUCAUUGAGGACAAGGUGGACGAUCAUCCUGAAGUCCUGGAUGCAGCAGUUGUUGAAGCUGCUCUGUCUUCUUUCUGCGAAGAUAACGAUGACCCUCAGACCCUGCCUGGCCCGUGGGAACACUCAAUUCGUCAGGAGCAUGAGAAACAGGCCCAGAUACCCCAAGUGUCUGUGACUGUGAAGCAAGAGAGACUGGAGUGUGAGGAGCCAGAGGCAAAGGGAAUUCGAGACCUAAUGGGCAUUGGCGAGCUGGGAUCAGAAAUAAAGACAGAACCUGCAGAGCAGGAGCAGAAUCAGCUGGGCCCUGAGGAAACCAUACCAGCAACUGCAAGAGUGACAGAAGAGAUAGAAGAGGAUCAAAGAGCAGCUAUAACAGCAGGAGAGACUUCUGAAAUUGAGAUAGAGUCGUCCAAGGGAGAAGACACAGUGCACAACACAGUGAAGACAGAGACCCCACCUGAUGAUGAUUCAUCCCCUCCACAAGUCCCAAAUGUGAGUGAAGACUCCUCACAGGCUGAUGUUCAGCACAAAUUUGAGCUGUCAGAGUCAAUGAAGGAGGAAGCCCAAGCCCUGUUUAGGAGUCAGAUGAAGGAUGGGCAGGGUGAAGAGGAUGAUGAGGAUGGUGCCAGUGAGGCUGCCAGUUUGGAGGAACCCAAAGAAGAAGAUCAGGGUGAGGGAUAUCUAUCAGAGAUGGAUAACGAACCCCCUGUGAGUGAGAGCGAUGAUGGCUUCAGUGUCCACAAUGCACCUUUACAGUCUCACGCACUAGCUGACUCCAUCCCCAGCAGCCCAGCCUCCUCGCAGUUCUCAGUGUGCAGUGAGGACCAGGAAGCAAUACAGGCCCAGAAGAUCUGGAAGAAAGCCAUCAUGCUAGUUUGGAGAGCAGCAGCUAAUCACAGGUACGCCAAUGUCUUCCUGCAGCCUGUAACUGACGAUAUAGCGCCAGGCUACCACAGUAUUGUGCAGAGGCCAAUGGAUUUAUCUACCAUUAAAAAGAACAUUGAGAAUGGGCUGAUACGAACCACAGCUGAGUUUCAGCGUGAUAUUAUGCUGAUGUUUCAAAAUGCAGUUAUGUACAACAGCUCUGACCACGACGUGUACCACAUGGCCGUGGAGAUGCAGCGAGAUGUCCUGGAGCAGAUCCAGCAAUUUCUGGCCACGCAACUGAUCAUGCAAACAUCAGAGUCAGGGAUCAGUGCAAAGAGCCUGCGUGGGCGAGACUCCACUCGAAAGCAAGAUGCCUCGGAGAAGGACGGAGGCACCAGAGGGCGUCGCUGUGCCAUCGAGGCAGACAUGAAGAUGAAGAAAUGAUGCUGCAGGCAGACAGCAAAUCCCAGCGCCUGGCAUCCAGAGCUGGGGUGCAAGCAAGAUGUAGUUAACAGCUGUUGGAGGAGGAAGAAAAGCUGCAGGUCCAUUUCUGGGACCUGCUCCACCUUCUUCGCUUGCCCCUCUGGAAAGCAGUGUCUCGUCAGAAUGUGUAACCCAAAGAAACUUCCCCAGAGGGGAAGACUAGCCCCCCUGCCUGUUUUAGGGCAGUCGUCUUGGGCUUCAUCAGUGUUCUGGUGUUAGCUAGCAACUGGUGGCUCGUAUGUACUGUAAUGUGAAGUGUACAGAUUUUUACUAGUGAUGUGUAAAUGUGUAUGUAUAUUAAAGUCUGGG
Molecule: messenger RNA, 2996 nt
Organism: Pterocles gutturalis (yellow-throated sandgrouse)
Lineage: Eukaryota; Metazoa; Chordata; Aves; Pterocliformes; Pteroclidae
Gene: BRD8
Product: bromodomain containing 8
Exons: 20
Coding region: 69-2648 (859 amino acids)
Cellular component (GO): NuA4 histone acetyltransferase complex
Molecular function (GO): protein binding
Source: RefSeq, a predicted model, not a curated record